AUGGCGGUGCCCACGUUCCCGACGGUCGACCAGUGUGCAUCGAUUGGGCGCGAGAAGCACACUGUGGUGGCCGACCUGGAUGGGACCCUGCUCCGCGGCCGGAGCUCCUUCCCCUACUUUGCCCUCGUUGCCUUCGAGGUUGGCGGGGCCCUGAGGCUCCUCCUCCUGCUCCUGGCCUCCCCGCUCGCAGCCCUCCUCUACUAUUUCGUGUCCGAGUCCGCGGGGAUCCAGGUCCUCAUCUUCGCGGUGCUGGCCGGGAUGCGGGUGGCCGACGUCGAGUCCGUGGCCUGUGCAGUUCUGCCCAAGUUCUACACCAGCGACCUCCACCCGGAGUCGUGGCGGGUGUUCUCCGCCUGCGGGAGGCGGUGCGUCCUGACUGCGAACCCGAGGAUCAUGGUUGAGCCGUUCCUCAAGGACUUCUUGGGGGCCGACAUGGUUUUGGGGACCGAGCUUAGGACCUACAAGGGGAGGGCCACUGGGUUCGUGAGCCAGCCAGGAGUGCUCGUGGGAGACAAGAAGGCGGCCGUGCUUCGCAAGGCGUUCCAGGAAGAUCAACCGGAGAUUGGCCUGGGCGAUCGGCAAACCGAUGCCCCCUUCAUGGCCUUGUGCAAGGAAGGAUUCAUCGUGCCACCGAAGCCGGAGGUGAGGGCCGUGGCAAACGACAAGCUUCCGAAGCCAAUCAUAUUCCAUGAUGGGCGGCUCGUCCAGAAGCCAACCCCUCUUGUGGCCCUCCUGACCAUCCUCUGGAUCCCCAUCGGCUUCCCCCUCGCCUGCCUGAGGAUUGCCGCUGGGGCACUCCUCCCGAUGCCCCUCGUCUACUACGUGUUCUGGGCGCUCGGCGUCCGCGUCACUGUCAAGGGCACGCCCCCACCGCCGGCCAAGAAGUCAAUCGGCCAGUCAGGCGUGCUCUUCAUCUGCUCCCACAGGACGCUUCUCGACCCGAUCUUCCUCUCCACGGCGCUGGGCCGCCCAAUCCCUGCGGUCACCUACUCCGUGUCCAGGCUCUCCGAGGUCAUCUCGCCCAUCAAGACCGUCAGGCUCAGCCGGGACCGGGCCACCGACGCGGCCAUGAUCAAGAAGCUCCUGGAGGAAGGCGACCUGGCAAUAUGCCCCGAGGGGACCACCUGCCGCGAGCCGUUCCUUCUCAGGUUCUCAGCUCUGUUCGCUGAACUGACCGACCAGCUGGUGCCGGUGGCGAUGGUGAACCGGAUGAGCAUGUUCCACGGGACGACCGCUCGCGGAUGGAAAGGGAUGGACCCGUUCUACUUCUUCAUGAACCCGAGCCCGGCCUAUGAGGUGACAUUCCUGAACAAGCUGCCGAUUGAGCUGACCUGCACGGCCGGGAAGACCAGCCACGAGGUGGCCAAUUACAUUCAGAGGAUGAUCGCCGGGACGCUCUCGUACGAAUGCACCAGCUUCACCCGGAAGGACAAGUACCGCGCGCUCGCUGGCAAUGACGGGACGGUGGCCCAGAAGCCGAAGCUUCCGGCGAGCAAAGUCAUGGGGUGCUGACUUAUUUUCCCCGCCAUGAGAGAUCUCAUUUCGGAUAUGGAAGAGCAAGCAAAGGAAACCGAUGCAUGUUUUAGGCUUAUAGCUUUACUACGUAGUCCUUACGCCUCUUAAGGUUGCGCGCGCCAGGUCAUGAAACGUUAUUUUCCUGUUCGAUUGCAGUGUUUUAUGUUUUACCUAGAAAAGCUUGGAAAAAAUGAUAGGGAGAAAU
Messenger RNA from Eucalyptus grandis, 1720 nucleotides. Its product is annotated as glycerol-3-phosphate acyltransferase RAM2. Gene Ontology annotation, molecular function: glycerol-3-phosphate 2-O-acyltransferase activity; phosphatase activity. Gene Ontology annotation, biological process: cutin biosynthetic process. The coding region runs from base 1 to 1512 and encodes 503 amino acids. The record is from RefSeq and is a predicted model, not a curated record. The transcript is spliced from 2 exons. Lineage: Eukaryota; Viridiplantae; Streptophyta; Magnoliopsida; Myrtales; Myrtaceae. Gene Ontology annotation, cellular component: membrane.